Messenger RNA from Tyto alba (common barn owl), 4201 nucleotides. RefSeq names its product phosphorylated adaptor for RNA export (gene PHAX). Gene Ontology annotation, biological process: snRNA export from nucleus. NCBI's taxonomy places the organism in Eukaryota, Metazoa, Chordata, Aves, Strigiformes, Tytonidae. Bases 71 to 1270 code for a protein of 399 amino acids. The record is from RefSeq and is a predicted model, not a curated record. Gene Ontology annotation, cellular component: nucleus. The transcript has 5 exons.
GCUGCCCGCCGCCCCGCCCCGCCCCGCCCCGCCUCCACCGGUCGCCGCGCUCCGGCGUCGCGGCGGCGAGAUGGCGCUGGAGGCGCGGAGGAUGGAGGGCGACGUGGAGGACGGCGAGCUCUCUGACUCGGAUGCCGAUAUGCCCGGCGUCGGCUCCCCCGGGGACCCGCAGCAGAAAUCCCAUGAUGGCAAUGAUUCAGGCAGACCGUUCCAGAACAGCAUUUCAUCAUGCACACCAAGUGUUCCUUAUCGGACAACCAAAAGCGUGGAUUCAAGUGACGAAAGCUUUUCUGAAUCUGAUGAUGACAGCUGUCUAUGGAAACGAAAACGACAGAAAUGUUUCAACUUUCCUCCUGCUAAAUCUGAGCCUUUUCAGCUUAGCCAAAGCCACCAAAAGCAAACUGCUCUAGGUGGCAAGAAAGUCAACAACAUUUGGGGUGUGGUGCUCCAGGAGCAGAAUCAGGAUGCGGUGGCUACUGAACUUGGGAUUCUAGGCAUGGAUGGUAGUAUUGACAGAAGCAGGCAGUCUGAGACUUACAAUUAUUUACUGGCUAAAAAGCUGAUGAAGGAAGCUCAGCAAAAGGAGGCAGAGACUUUAGAUAAAGAACUGGAUGAAUAUAUGCAUGAUGAUAAGAAACCGUUGCCAGAAGAAGAAGAAAAUGGGCAAGGCUUUCUCAAACGGAAGCGGCCUGUGAAAGAUAGACUGGGUGAAAGACAAGAAAUGAAAUAUAAAGGAAGGUAUGAGAUAACAGAAGAAGAUUCAGAGGAAAAAGUGGCGGGCGAAAUUGCUUAUCGGCUUUGUGAGCCAAAGAAAGAUUUAAUUGCCCGAGUAGUGAAAAUAAUUGGGAAAAGAAAAGCUAUUGAACUGCUUAUGGAAACGGCCGAAGUGGAACAAAAUGGUGGACUGUUCAUAGUGAAUGGCACUAGAAGAAGAACACCAGGGGGCGUUUAUUUAAACCUGCUGAAGAACACUCCUAGCAUCAAAGAACAGCAAAUCAAGGAAAUAUUCUACCUGGAAAACCAAAAGGAGUAUGAAAACAAAAAAGCUGCUAAGAAGAGGAGAAUACAGGUUCUAGGAAAGAAGAUGAAAAAAGCCAUUAAAGGGCUUAACCUGCAAGAAUAUGAUGAUGCAUCUCGUGAGACUUUUGCUAGUGAUACAAAUGAGGCUCUGGCUUCCCUGGAUGAUCUACAGGAGGGGCAUCAUGAAGCAAAGAUGGAACCUGAAGAUAUUACUGAAAUUGAUAAUGCUUACGAUUUGGAGAUCUUCUAGUUACUAAUGUUCUUGAUAACAAGGUCUCUAUAAAACAUAUUAAAUGAGCCUUUCUUAUAAUCCCAUGUCUGCUUGUUUUCAUAAGCUGCAGAAACAUGGGAAAUAAUUGAUGCUGAAGAACAUGACAUAAAUCUUAGCUAAAUUUAACAGCAUGAAAGAUGUUAAUUGUCUUCUUUGUUUGCUGAGUCUUCAAAAACUGUUAAGAUUUUUCUAGGUAACAGCUCUGCAUCACCGUGCUCGUUCCUUAGGAACUUUUUUCAGCCACGUUAGGUUUAGGAAUUAAGGCUAUGUUUUAACCAAAUACAUUAUAUAUAAUUUGCUGAUGCUACCAAAUUCAUCAAGUGAGGAAUGCUCCUCAUUAGUUGAACAGAAAAAACAGUAUAAAGUUAGUCUUAAUGCAAAAGGUCAUGUGUUCUUAAUAUGGCAGUGUGUUGACAAGUAUAGCAGUGUUUAUAGAAUUAUGACCUGUGAAAACAGAUUGGUUUGUGAAAUAAUUUUAAUGGUCAGUGACCUUUGAAUAACAACUUUGUAAAUAACCACUGUUGAUCAAUGUAUGUUUUAAAUUUCUGCAGCAGUUUAAUCCUUCCUACUAUAAUAGUGGCUUGAGCUUCCUACCUGUUCUGUCUAGACUUUUUUCCACUAUUAGACACACAAAACUUACACAGAUCUCUUUGAAAACAAAUGUAACUGAAUGCUUUCUGACUAGCAGGAAUUUACCGUCAGUUCCCCUCAAGGGUCUGUAGACUCUACAUGCAGGUAUAAACCCUUUACCUUGCAGUUGUUCCAUGCUGCUUCUCAUGCGUGUGGUGGGAUAAAGUAGCGUGCGGCUUGCAGAAGUUCUGAAGUUUUUCUAUGCUGACUCCUAAAAAAAAAGUAGUGUGCAAAAAAUAAUUUUUUUACUUGAUGCAGAAGACUGUUGUGUAGUUUGUAAGUUCAAUUGAAGACAACUUUUAUGUUGACUUGUUUUUAAUAUAACUGAAGAACAUUUCUGACACUGAUACACAUGAUGUCUAAAAUACUUUGUCACUAAUAAGUUGUGUUUUCUGUGACUAGACACUAUUUUCCAGUAUAAAAUAUUUCUGAAAUAUUAGCGAAUUCGUUUUCAAACCCAACAACAAAGUUCUGCACAUGAUUUUAGUUCACCUGGAGUCAUUGGAUUUCAGAUACAAAACAUAUCACUAAAACACAUAGUGAAGUUAUAAUAUUGAACAAUUCAGUACUGUCGAGCUGAUAGUUAAAGGACUACAAUAUUUGAAGAAAGAGUUCUUAAACAUAUAACACAUCGCAUUAUAUGCUGUACUAAAUUUGAGUUUUGACAUUUCUGCAUUUUUUAUUCAUGUGCCAGAGCUCCCUAUUGUUAAGAAGUUAGUCAUCCCAUGUGAAGCAUGCCUUCUUUGGUAGUAGUUGCUCUUGCUGAAAUAACAAAAUGUUUUGAUUUGUUCAUUAACUUCCUAACAAACCUGUGAUGGCCAGAGUACUAAGCUUGUAAGUUGUGUAAGGGAAGCAGAAUUUUGUACUGUUUAUUUAGUUUGGGACUAUACCAUUUGAUCCUAGUUUUGGGAACUGCUUGGGAAUGUCUUAACAAUUUUAUGGAUAGAACCAGCAAAUUUUAAUGGUGUUUUAAGUGAUUUUUAAUUGUUACAUAAUUUGCUGCUAAUGAGCGCUAUUGUUUAAAUGUUAAUUUUUUAAUGUUGUUUUCCCAGGUAAGGGGUACUGAAAAAAUGUAUAAAGUCUUCUCCUUAACAAAGGAAGAUGAUACAGUGUCCAUUCCUUCCUUCCAGAGUCUGACUAACAGACCUCUGCUUAUCUUCUGAUUUUUCUCUUUUCUAGUUUCUUUGGCUUUUAACAGAGUCCUUUCAAAAGGAAGCCUGUUAAAAACAAUGAGCAACUAGUCUUUGUUCCUACUACACCAGCAGUUUAUUUUUUUUUACCUUUGGUAUCAAAAAGAUUGCAUUAAGCAGCAUCAAUUUUUUUGUAGCACCAUAGUGGCUGCAGCUGAGCAGUGGUUGUUUAGUGGAGUCUUGGGUCUGAUCUUCCCCUCUCUGCAGCCUGGCACAGGCCCUUGCCCUCUUAGGUGGGAUGCAUCUGCUUGUGCUGGUGAGUGGUGGUGGUGACCCAGCAGUGGACCAGACAGAAUUUGGGGCUUGUGUCAGCAAGCCUUGGGUUGAACAUGGGCAGUGUUGGAGCUGAGGAGCGCAGGGCUUUGGAGUCUGGUGCUGCAGCCACCGCAGUUUUAAGGGCACACAUGCAGAUCCGCAAGGGUGAGAAAAUGGGCUGUGAUGUCCCUGCACAUUGCUAUCAAUCUGCCUCUUUCCUCUAUGGCCUGAGGCUGCUGGAAGUUGUUGAGAGCGGUACAGUGGUGGUUGUUUUCAUCUUCCUCAUGAAGCAGCUUUUUCAUUCCUCCUUUAUUUUCUUCCCCCAAAACUGCUGCAAGAGUAGGAAGCAUGGGUAAGGACAGAGUUUUUCUCUCUCAGCACCUACAUAUUCAACUUCAAUCUGCCCUGAGCUGGCAAUUGCAGAGGUAGCAGCUCCAUGGUGAUUGUUAAUCAACUAUGGCUUGCUACCAAACUGGAUUUUGUGGGCUGUGUUUUGUCUGGUAACAGAUAUGCCUGGCUGUUUAGAUUUUAGAAGCUGAUGUUUUACAGACAAAAACGCAAAUACAAAGAUUGAGGUUUCUGUUCUUAAGUUUCUCUGAUGGGCAGAUGGGAUUGUGGCAUCAUCUUUACUGCAAAAGUAGACUCCAUACUGCCAGGACAAAUGUCAUCCUCUGUCCCUUAAACUGCAGCUGUGUCAUAAGCCAUCUUUGUCAUGCCUGAAGCAGACAGUGAAAAUGAGAGAAGUAUUCUCUGGUUUGAAAACACAAAGCUUGUUUGUAACCAAAGGUUUUUUUCUUCAUUCUCUCCCAAAUUCAAAUAAAAAAAACCAAUACUU